Colletotrichum aenigma is the source of this 426-nucleotide messenger RNA. RefSeq lists its product as uncharacterized. The record is from RefSeq and is a predicted model, not a curated record. Lineage: Eukaryota; Fungi; Ascomycota; Sordariomycetes; Glomerellales; Glomerellaceae. The transcript is spliced from 2 exons. The coding region runs from base 1 to 426 and encodes 141 amino acids.
AUGACGAAACAUGCCAAAUCAAGUAAAGUCUCCAAGGAACUGAAGCAGAGCAAUCCAUGGAGUGAUUGGAUAUGGUCCGAGGACCACAGGCGAUACUAUUGCUACCGGACCCGUAGCAACGGAGAAAUUGAAUACGAAUGGGACGAAGGAGAACCCACCGAAGAGCGUGCUAUCGAGCCGGCCAUUGAGCAAGGUAGUCCCGGUGAUCGCACAUCUAUCCCGGCGCGGAGCGGUCCCAUCGUGAGAUCGGAGAUCACUUACACGGACAAUGAGGGAAAUGUCAUCAAGAUUGUUCACAGAUAUCCCCUGGACGAGGCUGUGAAGGAUGAGGUCCCUCUUGACGGCGAUGAUUGGGCUAUUGUGCCGGUUAAGGCUAGGAACACUGGUAUCGGGGACGAUUUGUGGAUUCGUUCUGGGGAGAGGUGA